UGUGGCGGCAGGCGGACCCCGGCCGGGCCCGCGCUGCCCCGGGCUGAAAAGACACCGGUGGCACCCGGCCCCGCCGACCUCGGGCUGGGUCGUCCACCGGGGCCGCCCUCGGGGCCGCCCCGUAGCCCUCGGCGCCCGCGAUGGUCCCGCACGGCCGGCCCUGAGCCCCGCGCUGGUUGGGGGCUCGGCCUCCUCCAGCCCCCACCCCAGGGAGCCGACACCAACUUCUGCUCUUGAACUCCGCUCUGCCCGCUUCUUUUGGCCCAGCGCGACCUCGGCAACCCAGACCGCGGCCGACCCUCCUGAGUGCCCAGAAAGGCCCCCGGGCGGCCUGGCGCCUCCCUGGCUCCUUCUGGAUGGAGGCUUCUCAGGAAGGUGCUGGCUGAACGCUUGGGCCUUCACCUUCCAGCCCCUGCUGACCACACCUCCCCUAGUGCAGAGGCUGCGUGAGGAGCAGGAAAUGCUGUACCAGCACAGCGGGCUCCCUGGGAUCUCCGUCUGACUGCCAGGAUGGAGGUAGGGCCGGCAACCAAGACCUUCGUGCUCGAGCUGCGGUGUCUUGAAGAUGGGGGCUCAAGGCCUGACACCCUCUCAGGUGGCAGCGGUGGGAGUGAGAGUCAGGAGGAGGAAGAGGCUCAGGAGAGGAGCAGUAGCCCACCGCGGCCAGCAGUCUCAGCCCCGAGGGGGGCCGGUGCAACCGCUGAGGGAGCCCCGCCAGAACAGCAGGAGUUGCAACCCCGACAGUUAGAACAGCAGCCAGAGCUGCAGCAACAGCCACAGCAGGAGCAGCGGCAACAGCUGCAGCCACGAGACGAAGGGUCAGGACCUCAGCCAAACUCGCAGCAGCAACAGCAGCAGCAGGGCGGGCAAGAGCGGCUGCCUCGACCACAGCCGGAAAACCCCCAACCUGUGCGACAGGAGCCCCUGAAGCCACAGCCGCAGCUGAUGCAACAGCAGAAGCAGCCACAGGAGCAGCACAUGCAAGAGCACCAGCUGUCACAGCAACAGCAGGAACAGCUCCGGCAGCAGCAAGAUGGGCAGCAGCAGCUGCCUCGGCAGCAGCAGGAACUACAGGAAAAUCCCCAAUCUGUGCACUAUGAGCAGCGGAAACCACAGCCGCAGCGGCUGCAACAGCAGGAACAACCACAGGAGCGGCAAGUGCAGGAACAGCAGCUGUCACAGCAACAGCGGGAACAGUUACAAUCACAGCAGCUGCCACCGCAGCAGCAGUUACAGCAGGAACAGCCACAGCUGCAGCAGCAGGAACAGUUACAGCCGCAGCAGGAACAGUUACAGCUGCAGCAGCAGCAACAGUUACAGCUGCAGCAGCAACAGUUACAGCAGCAGCAGCAGCUUCAGCAGCAGCAGUUACAGCUGCAGCAGCAGGAACAGUUGCAGCAGCUGCAGCAGCAACAGUUACAGCAGCAGCGGCUGUUGCAGCAGCAGCAAGAACAGUUACAGCAGCAGCUGCUGCAGCAGCAGCAAGAGCAGUUGCAGCUAUUGCAGCAGCAGCAAGAACAGUUACAGCAGCAGCUGCUGCAGCAGCAACAGUUACAGCAGCAGCAGCUGCUGCAGCAGCAGCAAGAACAGUUGCAACAGCAGCAGCUGCAGCCCCGGCCGCUGGAGCCAGAGGAGGAGGAGGAAGAGGUGGAGCUGGAGCUCAUGCCGGUGGACUUGGGGUCGGAGCAGGAGCUGGAGCGGCAGCGGCAGGAGCUGGAGCGGCAGCAGGAGCAGCGGCAGCUGCAGCUCAAACUGCAGGAGCAACUGCAGCAGCUGGAGAAGCAGCUGGAGCAGCAGCAGCAGCUGGAGGAGCAGCAGGAGGUGCAGCUGGAGCUGACCCCGGUGGAGCUGGGGGCCCAGCCGCCGGAGCUGCAGCUGGAGCUGACCCCAGUGCCGUCGGAGCUGCAGCUGGAGCUGGUGCCCGCCGCGGGGGGCGGCGGUGCCGCCGUCCCGGGGACGCCCGCCGCGGUCGUGGUGGCGCCCCCGGGCUACGUGGUGCUGCAGGAGCUCAUGGUGCUGCCGGCCGUGUCGGCGCCCUCGGUGGUGGCCAUCCCGGGCCCGGCGGGCAGCGCGGCCCUGACGCCGGCCCGGCAGCGGCGGCGGCGGCGCGCCCGGGACCGGCCGACCAUCUGCGGGGAGUGCGGCAAGGGCUUCAGCCGCAGCACGGACCUCGUGCGGCACCAGGCCACGCACACGGGCGAGCGGCCCCACCGCUGCGGCGAGUGCGGCAAGAGCUUCUCGCAGCACUCGAAUUUGGUGACGCACCAGCGCAUCCACACGGGCGAGAAGCCCUACGCGUGCCCGUACUGCGCCAAGCGCUUCAGCGAGAGCUCGGCGCUCGUGCAGCACCAGCGCACGCACACGGGCGAGCGGCCCUACGCCUGCGGCGACUGCGGCAAGCGCUUCAGCGUCUCGUCCAACCUGCUGCGCCACCGCCGCACGCACUCGGGCGAGCGGCCUUACGUGUGCGAGGACUGCGGCGAGCGCUUCCGCCACAAGGUGCAGAUCCGCCGCCACGAGCGCCAGCUGCACGGCGCCGGCCGCUCCCGGGGCCUGGGUCUGCUCCGCGGCGCGCGCGCGGCCGCCGGCGGGGCCCCGCGCGCCGAGCAGGCUGCGGACAAGGCGCCGUGACCCCGGGCGGGGGCCGAGGUCGGGGAGGGCGCCGCUCUCCCUGUCCCCCACCCAGGAAGCUCAGCGCCCGCUAGGACGUCUUGACUCAGUUCCGGGGUCUCGGGACGUCCUGGAAUAUCGCCGGGAAAAGGCUACCAUCCUUCUACCGCGUCAACCGAGUGGUCGGACGGGUUCACCCUCAGAAACACUCCACAGGAGGAAGUCGACGAGGCUAAAACAGCACGGAUGUUGCACAUCAGUACAAACAGCACACGGUUCAGAUUCGGCAUCGGGUACCGAUGGGUGAGAAGUCGGUCAGGGAAGCCUCCCUGGGAAAAUUGGACUUACUGGAGGUGAGAGCCGCAGGGGAGAAAUUCCAAUGACAAGACGAGACAGUGGGUGACAUUCGACAGAGCUCGAACACUAACCAGGGAGUCCGAUAUACGUGGUACAACGCACGUGAAAAGGAUUUGGUCCUGGUGAAAAUUAUUUCAUGGGAAAAAAAGGAAAUGUAUCUGCACUACGUAGAAAACUGAUCAAGGCAUUAAGUUGUCCUCAAUGGCAUUUGCCUUGAAAAUACUUCCUAGAAUGAAAAUUCAUCAGGGUGGAUAAAAUCCUGAUUAAAAUGUUUGUGUUCAUAAACACAGGGUCCGAGUGUCCGCUGGGUCAAUGUGCAAACGCCAGGAAGUCCACUCUGGGUGAAGGUGAAACCUUCCCUCCAGGGCCACCCAGGCAAGCCUCAGGCCGGCUCUAGGCCUCUUUGCUUCCGUGUUCCCAUGCCCACAGCCGCUCCCUAAUGCCUCUUGAGUAGAAAAGCCUGGGGCUGAAGCAGAGGGCAUUCUGGGAGUGCUGUCCAAGGUCCUAAGGGGUGGUCCCUCCAUCCUUCCCAAAGAGCUCCGGGUAGCCCCACCCUAGCCUCCCUUCUCAGAUGCCCGUCCAGGGACUGAGGCUGUGGGGUCGGGGCCUUGAGACGCAGCGGCAGGUUCUCCCGGGCCAGGCUGUGCAGAGGGCUGGCCCGAGUAGACCCUGCCUCAUCGCCGGGAGUCAGAGGGAGAAUGUCAGGGACAGGGAUUGGAGGCAACAGAAAUGCUCUUUAUGACAGUUUUGUAAGCAUCUGGGGCUCAGUCAAAGCAGCAGCAACGUGAUGCCUUGUGGGAAGGCAGGAUGAUGCCGGGGCGGGGGGGCACCCGCCACCUCAGGCCCCCAAGCCCUUCCUGCUCUCGACUCCCCCAUCUGGCUACUUAGAUUCUGCCCUGCUGUCCUCCCUGCUUCUCCUUUACUAACAGAGCCUGCUACGUUUUACAGAUGUGUUGGUAAGUGAGAAACAAACAACGAAAAAUAAAUUAAAAUGAGG
This is a messenger RNA of Globicephala melas (long-finned pilot whale), 3964 nucleotides long. It is a transcript of the gene ZNF853, whose product is annotated as zinc finger protein 853. Gene Ontology annotation, cellular component: chromatin; PcG protein complex; transcription regulator complex. NCBI's taxonomy places the organism in Eukaryota, Metazoa, Chordata, Mammalia, Artiodactyla, Delphinidae. Gene Ontology annotation, molecular function: DNA-binding transcription factor activity, RNA polymerase II-specific; RNA polymerase II cis-regulatory region sequence-specific DNA binding. Gene Ontology annotation, biological process: regulation of transcription by RNA polymerase II. The record is from RefSeq and is a predicted model, not a curated record.